Molecule: messenger RNA, 186 nt
Organism: Racocetra persica
Lineage: Eukaryota; Fungi; Glomeromycota; Glomeromycetes; Diversisporales; Gigasporaceae
Source: the annotation of a GenBank genome assembly
AAGUGUAUCUCAUUGGUUGAAAAAACACACCCCAACCGGUUGGUUGAGAAAGUGAACCCAACCCAUCACUCUUCCACCGGUACUAGUCGUGGCACGGUUCCCGGUUUCGAGCUUGAGUUAUCUUCAGAAACCACGUAUCGUCAAAACAAUAAUGAAAAAAAAGAUAAAAAAGCGAAAUUAAAAAAA